This is a messenger RNA of Stomoxys calcitrans (stable fly), 716 nucleotides long. RefSeq lists its product as uncharacterized. Gene Ontology annotation, biological process: positive regulation of voltage-gated potassium channel activity; regulation of synaptic transmission, cholinergic; sleep. The record is from RefSeq and is a predicted model, not a curated record. Lineage: Eukaryota; Metazoa; Arthropoda; Insecta; Diptera; Muscidae. The coding region runs from base 128 to 577 and encodes 149 amino acids. The transcript has 3 exons.
AAGGAAAACAUUCUGCUCUAAUCAGUACAGAUCAACAGACGUCCAGGAGAAAUUUGGAGAUAACCAAAAAAAUAAUUGGAAAAACAAAAACACAGCAGUUGUUUGUAAAUUUUGAGAAAUAAAAAAAAUGGCUUCCAUGAAAUACUUGUUGGCUUUGGCUGUUGUUGCCACUUUGGCCAAUACUGCCUUUGCUGUCCACUGCUAUCAGUGCACCUCGUUGACCAAUAAAAAAUGCGAGGAUACAUUUGAACCUGAGGAAAGUAUGAAGAUCGAUUGCAACAAAUUAACUCCCGCCAAUGUUUUGACCUCAUUUUUGGGAGUCGGCAAUCAUAACGCUACCGGCUGCAUGAAACAAGCAUUGGAAACUAAAGUCAGUGGCACCUACAUUACACGUUCCUGUUACUUUGGUGACAUUAGCAGCAAUAAUGGAUGCAAAAUUGAUGUCAAGGAAAAUCCAUUUACUUCAGAAGUUGCUUGUGAUGUCUGCUCCGGCAAUCUUUGCAAUGGUUCCUCAGGCAUGGCUCCCGUUGUCAUUGCCAUCGCUGCCUUCUUUGGUUUGGCACGUGUACUCUCCUAAAUGGGAAGUUCUUCCAAGAUGAUGGAACGAUUUGAAAAUUUGAAUGCUAAAACAUUUUGGCCUUUAUUUGUUUUGUUAUUAUUUUAAGAAGGAAUUUUCAUUUUUAUUUAUUAUUUUAUACAAACAUUUAUGAUUGUUU